Messenger RNA from Glycine soja, 2262 nucleotides. Its product is annotated as dihydroorotate dehydrogenase (quinone), mitochondrial-like. The transcript is spliced from 11 exons. Lineage: Eukaryota; Viridiplantae; Streptophyta; Magnoliopsida; Fabales; Fabaceae. Gene Ontology annotation, molecular function: dihydroorotate dehydrogenase activity. The coding region runs from base 530 to 1897 and encodes 455 amino acids. Gene Ontology annotation, biological process: pyrimidine ribonucleotide biosynthetic process; 'de novo' pyrimidine nucleobase biosynthetic process. Gene Ontology annotation, cellular component: cytoplasm; mitochondrial inner membrane. The record is from RefSeq and is a predicted model, not a curated record.
UAAAGGAGUGCAAAGAAUAAUAAAAAAAAGAAGGUGCGAAGAAGGUGAAGGAGAAUUUCGGGUGGAAGUAUUUUUCGAAAGAAUCACCCUUUAUCUGGAUAUGCUUGUUUAGUUGGGCCUCAAGUUAGAGCCCAAGAAAACAUCCAUCUUCCACCAAACGACAUCGUUUUAGUAGCUCUGAGGUUCUUUUCAAGUUCGAGCAUCAACCUGAAAGGAAAACACCUUUGUGACUGCGUCUUUUCUCCAAACACCGCGCCUUCACUGACGACGGCUCUGUAGCCGCCUGAGCCACCGCAUUCACCGUCAUCCACCGCUUUUGUUCAAAUUCCUCUCACCUCUUCCUUCCGUUCACUACCCAUUGCACCUGAAAGCACGAGGCUUGCUCGCAACACAUUCGUAUACCUCCUCCGUUUACUUAACGAAGGGUUUGAACCUUCGGAAUCAUAAGCGCACUGCGGGUGAAUUCCUUUUUCCGUGUGUCCCGUUGAAGUUACGUUUGUUCGGUGGUUUUUUCGAAUUCUCUGAACUCAUGGCCGCAUGGUCUUCUAGAAAGUUACUGAGAGACGUUCUUCUCAAAAGGGUAGUCUCGAAUCAACUUCCUGGCGUCAGAUGUUUUUCUUCUGCGCCAAAAAGUGCUCCUAAGAUCGGUCACUAUUCCAAGAAAGGAAGGUUGUUGACAGGAGCCACCAUAGGUCUACUUAUAGCUGGUGGAGCUUAUGUGAGUACUGUGGAUGAAGCUACUUUCUGUGGAUGGUUAUUCUCGGCAACAAAACUUGUGAAUCCCUUUUUUGCUUUGUUGGACCCUGAGUUUGCACACAACUUGGGUGUCUCGGCUGCAGCUCGUGGUUGGGUUCCAAGGGAGAAGAGGCCCGACCCAUCACUCUUAGGGCUAGAAGUUUGGGGAAGAAAAUUCUCCAACCCAGUAGGCCUUGCUGCAGGCUUUGAUAAAAAUGCUGAGGCUGUAGAUGGUUUACUUGCUUUGGGCUUUGGCUUUGUGGAGGUAGGCUCUGUUACUCCUGUCCCCCAGGAUGGCAAUCCAAAACCUCGUAUCUUCAGGUUGCGAAAAGAAGGUGCUGUAAUAAAUAGAUGUGGCUUUAAUAGUGAGGGAAUUGUUGCUGUUGCAAAGCGACUAGGUGCUCAGCACGGCAAGAGGAAACUUGAUGAAACUUCAAGCGCUUCACCUUCUUCCAAUAAUGAGGUCAAACAUGGUGGAAAAGCUGGCCCUGGCAUUCUUGGUGUCAAUCUUGGAAAGAACAAGACAAGUGAAGAUGCUGCAGCAGAUUAUGUUCAAGGAGUUCAUACAUUGUCCCAAUAUGCUGAUUACCUGGUGAUUAAUGUUUCAUCACCCAAUACCCCUGGUUUGCGCAUGCUUCAAGGAAGAAAGCAAUUGAAGGAUCUAGUGAAGAAGGUUCAAGCUGCUCGUGAUGAAAUGCAAUGGGGUGAGGAGGGCCCACCUCCAUUGCUGGUAAAAAUAGCUCCAGAUUUGUCAAAAGAAGACCUUGAAGAUAUUGCUGCAGUCGCCUUGGCUCUUCACUUGGAUGGACUGAUUAUAUCGAACACAACCAUUUCAAGACCAGAUCCUACCAGUAAAAAUCCAUUGGCUUCAGAAACUGGUGGCUUGAGUGGGAAGCCUCUCUUCAAUCUCUCCACCAACAUCUUGAAGGAGAUGUAUAUCUUGACAAGGGGCAGGAUUCCUUUGAUUGGCUGUGGGGGCAUUAGCAGUGGGGAAGAUGCAUAUAAGAAAAUACGAGCUGGAGCAACUCUAGUUCAGCUCUAUACCGCAUUCGCUUAUGGGGGACCUGCACUUAUUCCUCAGAUAAAGGCUGAAUUAGCUGCAUGCCUGGAAAGAGAUGGUUUCAAAUCCAUUGUUGAUGCAGUUGGUGCAGAUUGUAGAUGACUUUGGUCCAAAUCAGAAUCCCGUGCUGUAAGAACCAUAAUCUUAUUUUAGGAGUAGUAAUGUUCCGGUUUUGGCAAUACUGAAAUUGCAAAAUCAUUAUUUUAAGCUUGCUUUAAUUUAUACCAGAUUUUAUCUUAUUGUUUAUUUUAUUUGGGUUUCGCCACGUGUUCUGAAUUGUAAAAGCAAGCCAAGGACUGCUGAGGCAACUCAAGCAGUGUUUAUUUUGAGCAAUUGUUUGAACAAUAAAUCGCGGCAUCAUAGAGAAAUACUUGUGUUGGUUAAACCCAUCAAUAAUCAAGCGGUUUUAUCGCAUGACAGUUUUAUGUGAUUAUUUAAUAUACAAUGAUAAGGUAUUGAUUGUUGUU